Carya illinoinensis is the source of this 670-nucleotide messenger RNA. RefSeq lists its product as uncharacterized. The record is from RefSeq and is a predicted model, not a curated record. The transcript has a single exon. The coding region runs from base 85 to 489 and encodes 134 amino acids. NCBI's taxonomy places the organism in Eukaryota, Viridiplantae, Streptophyta, Magnoliopsida, Fagales, Juglandaceae.
UGUCCCACUCAUUUCCGCAAACUUUUACACCCAACACAUCUAGCUAGAGAGAUAGAGACCUAGAGAGACAUCACAGAGAAAGAGAUGGCCCAAAUAAUGUGUCUCCUUUGGUGGCCAAAGAACACUGCCACCACAAAAAGUGGCGGUGCUUCAGCUGGCAGCACCACUGCCUCCACCAACAGUAUGAGUACCACCGCCGUGUCAAGCACUUGCCUAGCAACCGAUGUCUCGCCGUCGCAUUGUUGUUGUCUAACCAAACUGGUGAGGAAACUAAAGAAACAUAGCCGAGGCCUGCGCGCCACGACUAGUCGACACAGUUCAUUCCAGUGCCGAUACGAUCCAUUGAGCUAUUCUCUCAACUUUGAUACCACUGGAAGUGGAGGCUUGUUGGAUGAAGAUUACCAUCAGUUCUGCUCCUUCUCUUCUAGGUUUGUGGCCAACCCAAGAAACCCUUCUCCAAGACUAGUACUGGCCACUGCUUCUCACUAGAAACUGACCCUAAAAAACAAAGCAAACUUGUUUUGCUUUUCGAUCUCUCGUUUGGUAGAUUUGUUUUUUUACCUUGUCUUUUUAGGUGUAUCGAUCAAAUGGAUAAUAUAUAUAUAUACACAUUCACAUAUAAUGACAUGUAUAAGUCUUUUACUUCUUAAUCCUUCUUUAUUUUUGCUCA